Molecule: messenger RNA, 1215 nt
Organism: Haemorhous mexicanus (house finch)
Lineage: Eukaryota; Metazoa; Chordata; Aves; Passeriformes; Fringillidae
Product: atos homolog protein B-like
Exons: 3
Source: RefSeq, a predicted model, not a curated record
CACAUCUGCAUGGAGACAUCCCUGUCCCCGGAGUGCAGCAUGGACCCCAGUUUGUCCUGGCCCAGUGGAAACGCACCCUUGAAGCCUUCUUUGCAGUGUUGCACCCACCACAGAAUCCUCGUGGGCUACAGAAAGUCAGAAAUUAGGUGCCAGAAGGUUUACCAGGUCUCCAUCUUCUCCCAUCACUCCAGCUCUUCUGAGAGCAUGGAGCAGCAAGCUGCCAGCCAGCCAGCCAUCAAAAGGGGUUACCCUGAGCAACAAACUCUGAAGGGGGGGCAAGAUCUCAAACAAACUCCCUGGGGGGGUGGUGGGGUGGAGAGCAAGCAUGAAAAGGGCCCUGGGCAGCCUUGUCUGGAUAAUGACAAUACCUUUGAGGAUGGUCUGCUGGUGGAAGAGCUGUCCCUCUGCAGCUCUGCCCAGCACUUCUCCCACAGUGGACUGCAGGUAGUAGAGCACCACUGUGAGGGCAGCCCUAGCCAUAGCUCCAAGGCCAGCAGAGAGGACAAGUUGCAGGAUGUCUCCUCCUCCUUCUGUCACAUUGCUUGCAGUACUUUGCACACAAAAGAUGGUUUCCGUGUGCUGCCAGGGGAUCAGCCCACAGACUCUGGGGAUAACAGGGACUGGGUGAGUGGCCACAACCUACUUUACCUUGAUUUGCACAAUAUUGCACAAACUCCCCAGUUGGACUCUGGUGGGAAGAUAGAGAAGCCAGGGAGCAGUCUGGCUUACAGCAGCAGGGUUAACAGAGAAGAGGAAUGGCUAGUGGUGGCCAAUGGAUGCAAGGAGCCACCAGCUCCACAGGCAGUGCUCAGCCCUGAGCCCGGCAACCUGAGCUCCCUGGAAAAGACACCCUGUGGGAGCAGCUGGCUCAGUGGCAGCAGUUGCCCAGGCAAAAGGAAGCUGAUGCCUGAUAGCGAGGUUGUGGCUGACUCCUACUUUGAGGACAAGAGCCUGUUCCCACCAGUGAGGAAGAAGAGAGCCCUGUCAUGCCACCCAGUGUCCAUGGCCUGCCACAGCGCCAAUGCCAAGAGGGCACCUUACUGGAAUCACCUGCUUCCCAUGGCCAAGGACUCCGAAGGUGGCUGGGGCGGCUCACGUCCUGAUCCACUCCACGCCGGCACCGAGGGAUUCUCGGGGAGUCAUCGGUUCGUGCCCGACCCCUGCGCCUGUCGGACGACUGUGAGGAGGUUGCUUAUUGAAGCGGUGGAGGAGUGA